GCGCAUGUUCCCGGUGCGCAUGCGUAAUUUGUCCUUUUGCAUUGAACUCCUGAAAACAUGGCGACUCCGGCCAAAGUGGGCAAGCCAGAGGGGAAAAACAAUCAUGAUAACGCAGACGAACAAGCUGGUGAGAGAACAAUGAAUAAAGAACAGCAAGAGGCCAUAGAGCAGAUAGAUGAAGUUCAGAAUGAAAUCGACAGACUGAAUGAACAGGCCAGCGAAGAAAUUCUCAAAGUUGAACAAAAGUACAACAAGCUACGACAACCAUACUACUCCAAAAGAUCAGAUCUAAUAGCAAAAAUACCCAAUUUCUGGGUGACGGCUUUUGUAAAUCAUCCGCAGAUAUCUGCAUUAUUAAAUGAAGAAGAUGAGGAAGCUUUACAAUUUCUCUCAAAAGUUGAAGUUCAGGAGUUUGAAGAUAUAAAAUCUGGAUACAAAAUCAACUUUUAUUUUGAUAAUAACCAAUACUUUGAAAAUGAUGUUAUAUCAAAAGAAUUUCACCUGAAUGAAACGGGGGAGCCGUCAUCAAAGUCAACACCCAUUAAAUGGAAGAAUGGAAAGGACCUCACAAAAAAAUCAAGUACACCAAGCAAAGGAGGGCGGAAACGAAAUCAUGAAGAACAGGAGUCUUUCUUCUGUUGGUUCACGGACCACGGGGAUGCUGGGGCUGAUGAAUUAGGAGAAGUCAUUAAAGAUGACAUCUGGCCAAAUCCACUACAGUACUAUCUGGCAUCAGAGAUUGAAGAAGAUGGAGGAGAUGAAUUAGAUGAGGAAGGCAUGAUGGAUGAAGAGGAUGAGGAAGAUUUUGAAGGUGAAGAAGAGGAAGGUGAAGGAGAGGAAGAUGGGGAGGAGGAUGGGGAUGAUGGAGAAGAGGAGGGAUGAGCUGCCAUGGGAACCAUAAUUCAUUGUUAUCAUUCUUUUAUACCAUGAGACAGUUGUUGACAUGUCAUCUUUACAUAUUCUCAUGAUUUUUCAUUGUGCAUUAAGUAGAAGAUAGAUGUCUUGGGUGUGUCAUAACAUUACCAGUCUGAUUGUUUGUAAAUUCUUUUUUGAUACAAUUUUUUCAUGUUCAUUAAGGGAUUUCUUUUAGUGUUGUGAAUAUAAUUUACUGAAAUAUUUACAAGGCAUUUUUAAAGGAAAAUAGAUUUCAACUUAUGCAGACAGGUCAUUGUAAUGGAACAAGUGCUUUGAUAAUUAGGAAUUUACAUUAAAUGGUGUUAAAGACUAUUUGGACCAUUCUCUUUGGAUUUAAAUUUACUUGUAUAUGUCUCAGUUCCUCUCUGGAUCAUUUCUCCAUUGUGUGGGGGUGUUGACCAAGGCAUGCCAGGAUCAAACAUUUUGUGCAGUCAUAAGUCAUGUCUUUUUUCUGUUCAAAUGUCAAGAACUUGCAAAAUAAAAUUUGCAUGUAUUUUUA
Messenger RNA from Ostrea edulis (European flat oyster), 1414 nucleotides. Its product is annotated as protein SET-like. The record is from RefSeq and is a predicted model, not a curated record. NCBI's taxonomy places the organism in Eukaryota, Metazoa, Mollusca, Bivalvia, Ostreida, Ostreidae. The coding region runs from base 58 to 882 and encodes 274 amino acids. Gene Ontology annotation, molecular function: chromatin binding; histone binding. The transcript has 8 exons. Gene Ontology annotation, cellular component: nucleus; chromatin. Gene Ontology annotation, biological process: nucleosome assembly.